UUCUGCAUUGCAUCGCAACGCCCCCUCCCGCCAUGCCCAUCGGAUAAUAAAACUAGCCAGUGGGAUCCUGGAAGAUCCGGAAGCCUGCCCACACGUCUGCUGCUUUAGAAGAAGGCGGUCGAAGGUCAGCAUGGCGUACUGCAGCCUCUUCCGCCGCUUGAACUCCUCUCUGAGCCAGGCUCUCUGCCUGGUCCCGAAGAUGCCGCAGAACCAGCACUGCCCCAUGGCCACGCUUAACCAGAUGCAUCGCCACGGCCGCCCCAAAUGGCCCCCGGCCCGCCCCGGCCCCUUGGACGGCUGUCCCCAGCUCAAGGCCGUGGUGCUGAAGACGAUGAUCCGGAAGCCCAAGAAGCCCAACUCUGCCAACCGCAAGUGCUGCCGCGUGCGCCUGAGCACAGGCCGUGAGGCCGUCUGCUUCAUCCCCGGCGAGGGCCACAGCCUGCAGGAGCACAGCGUGGUCAUGGUGGAGGGAGGCCGCACCCAGGACCUGCCAGGCGUCAGGCUCAAGGUCGUGCGGGGCAAGUACGACUGUGGCCACGUGCAGAAGAAGAAGUGACGGGGUGGCUGGGACGGAUGGACAGAUGUGGCGGGAGCCUGGGCAGCGAACAGGCGAAUAAUACCGUUGUGAUGACCCUUUA
Molecule: messenger RNA, 638 nt
Organism: Phascolarctos cinereus (koala)
Lineage: Eukaryota; Metazoa; Chordata; Mammalia; Diprotodontia; Phascolarctidae
Gene: MRPS12
Product: mitochondrial ribosomal protein S12
Biological process (GO): translation
Cellular component (GO): ribosome; small ribosomal subunit
Molecular function (GO): structural constituent of ribosome
Source: RefSeq, a predicted model, not a curated record